Messenger RNA from Closterium sp. Yama58-4, 337 nucleotides. The record is from the annotation of a GenBank genome assembly. Lineage: Eukaryota; Viridiplantae; Streptophyta; Zygnematophyceae; Desmidiales; Closteriaceae.
UGCGAGUCCUGCAGGACUUGCAGCAAGCGUGGGGGCAGAAUAUCACUGGGUGGGUGUCUGGGGGGGACUGCAGCUUGGCCUACGGUGUGAACUGCAAUGCCCAAGGCAUGGUGAUCGAUAUCUAUCAAAAUUAUCAAGGCUUAACCGGGUACAUUCCAGAUUACAUCAGUGCCUUGGACAGGCUGACAUUUCUGGAACUUGCGGGCAACAAUUUAACUGGGUCUAUUCCAUCUAUCAUCGGCAAUAUGAUUGGUCUUGAACGGAUAGAUCUCAGCUACAAUGCUCUGACUGGGUCUGUUCCAUCCAACAUCAGCAACUUGAGCAACCUCGUAGAUUU